Messenger RNA from Halichondria panicea, 525 nucleotides. RefSeq names its product mediator of RNA polymerase II transcription subunit 18-like. The record is from RefSeq and is a predicted model, not a curated record. Gene Ontology annotation, biological process: termination of RNA polymerase II transcription; regulation of transcription by RNA polymerase II. The transcript has 4 exons. Gene Ontology annotation, cellular component: mediator complex; core mediator complex. NCBI's taxonomy places the organism in Eukaryota, Metazoa, Porifera, Demospongiae, Suberitida, Halichondriidae. The coding region runs from base 4 to 414 and encodes 136 amino acids. Gene Ontology annotation, molecular function: transcription coregulator activity.
AGCAUGGCCAUUCAGCAACCAAAGCCUCCUCCAAAUCAGCAGCUGUAUGAGUUUCUACUGUUUGGCAGUGUGUCUGACAGUGAACUGCCCUCUUUACUGCACCGACUGAGAGGACUGGCUGACUUUGCAACCUGUGGAGGCAUAGCAUUCAUUGACAAGGAGCAAACUUAUAAAAUUGAAAUAGGCAACACUCGUUCUGUCGUUAGAGUUCGACAGUCGCUAGACAAUGCCAAGGCCCCCUUGCAACUCAUAUACACUGGGCAGCUGGACCUGGGUGAUGCUAACAGGCCGGCUGGAGUGAGGAGUUGUGUACACACUGCAUGCAGUAACAACGCCGCAGAAUGCCUCAAGGAAAUGGGAUGCUUUACCACAUGGCAGACCUGCACACUGCUGGAGGCCUCCCUAUACUCAUGAAGGAGCUACUAGACGUAGGGCUCUUACAUGGUGACUGUCUCACAUUGACCGGAAAGACUGUGGCAGAGAAUUUAGCAUCUGUCUCCAAAGCAUCUGAUCUGACACAGGACG